This is a messenger RNA of Pomacea canaliculata, 1748 nucleotides long. RefSeq lists its product as uncharacterized. The transcript has 2 exons. Lineage: Eukaryota; Metazoa; Mollusca; Gastropoda; Architaenioglossa; Ampullariidae. The record is from RefSeq and is a predicted model, not a curated record. The coding region runs from base 248 to 838 and encodes 196 amino acids. Gene Ontology annotation, molecular function: protein binding.
CUUUGCCCUCUGCGCGUCAGCAUGAUCGAUGCUCAAAUGUAUUUUUCUCGGAGAAGGCGCUACCAAGCAACGGCUCUUGAGGUUAUUUUCCCUGCAGCACUAAAGUAGGACACUGCCUGCCCUGAAUCAGUGGGCCAUGCUGUGCGUGUCAUUCAUUGAAAUUCCUUGUGGGAAAUAUAAUAAUCGACGAAGUUAGCGUCGCCUACAUUCCACUGCAACGCAAGUGAGACGACACCUGCCGUUACAAAUGGCUGAGCCUGGCCACCGAUUUCAACAGGGAGAUCAAAUUUCCGAUGUGACUCUGGUAGUGGAGGACAGGGAACUACACCUUCACAGAGCUGUGCUCAUGAUACAUUCCCCGUCCUUCCAGAAAAUGCUCAAAGGAAACCCUUUGCAGAUGAGGGUUCAGCUUUUCGGGAAAAAAUAUUCCACGAUGGUUGCACUUUUAGAGCAAAUAUAUCCUGGAACAGCAAUCGACCUAUUCAAAGACGAAACUUUGGGGGAGCUUCUCCAACUCGCCCACGAGUACGACGUGCAGCAGGUCUUCCACAACUGCAGCCUGUACAUCACUAAACGGAUGGACAGCAAGACAAUUCCAUUCUCCACUGACCACAUCCUGUUCUACCUCACGAUAGUUGAUCCGUUCAGUCGGCUGCAGUCACUAAGACAAGAGUUGGUGGACCGGGCGAGUCGUCUGUCCCUCAGUGAACUUCAAAAAAGCAAGCGGUACUCUACAGUGCCCCUGACAGCUGUAAAAGACAUCCUCCAGAAGCGACUCGAGAGAAUUGAAGCUGACCCCCACAUCACCGAGUAUCUGAGGAAAAAAAGCCCCAAAUGAUUCCCUUUAAAGACGAUGUCACAUCGUUGAAGACUUUAAAGAAGUUCACAGUUCACAGCACACACCUGGAAGAUCUUGACGAAUGUUUGGCAGGAGUUUUAAAUAUGAAAAAGCCCUGUUAAAUAUACAAAAAUUGCGGAACUUUGUGACUGCUUAAGCUAAGCUGGCUCUUAAAGAGAAAUGGCAAACUGGGAUGAAGUAACAGACACUAGUGUCCUGAAUCAAAGUUACAAGCUUUAAACCAGUCGCGUAUUAAAAUGUAUUAAACAGCUGUGCUCUGAUUCUCGUAGGCUACCAUACUCUUCCGUAAAGUAAAACAAACCGACAUUUAUUCAUGAGGAAAUUUUGAGCCGAAACGAUAGAGACCUUCAAUAUGAGGUUCUAGCUCUAGAACUUUAAACAUAUCACUUGUGUCUAUGCGCCUGAUGUCCAAUUCCUGUCGGAGUGGGUGUGAGUCUUCAGUCUAAUGAUCAGAAGCUGGUCAUACAUUGUCUGUAUGUUGUUUUACUGCCCCCCCCCCCAAUCAACCUCUUGCGUUUUUAACGGUCUUGUUUGAUCUGUGCAUGUCCUGCUUUGCAAUGUUCUCACCCCAGCAAACUAUAUAUAGACCAAAAGUCAUGGUGUUGUGAAUAACUAGAGUUGUAGAAUAUUUACAGAAGUUCUCUGUGCACAUUAAAAAACUUCAGAUUUGUGACACAGUACAGACGGGUAUGGACUUCCUUAUGUAAAUUAACCUCAUCAGUAAGCUAACCAUCAGCAGUUAUGCCUAAAUACAUGUAUUUGUAACUGUCUACUCUUCUACUACUUUUCGUCUGAUAAGUAUUUCACACAAAAAAACCCUGUUCGUCAUAUAAUCAUUAUUUUUUUUUUUUCUCAACAUUCAUCUUUGAAUAAUUACAAUCGCACACAC